Messenger RNA from Trematosphaeria pertusa, 1290 nucleotides. RefSeq lists its product as uncharacterized. The transcript has a single exon. Bases 343 to 1029 code for a protein of 228 amino acids. Gene Ontology annotation, molecular function: gamma-glutamylcyclotransferase activity. NCBI's taxonomy places the organism in Eukaryota, Fungi, Ascomycota, Dothideomycetes, Pleosporales, Trematosphaeriaceae. The record is from RefSeq and is a predicted model, not a curated record.
GACGACUUCAAGAAGCCCUCUUGCUCACCGAGAAUCGGCAAACCAUGUCGAAUGAUCGUGACUCGACAUCGCUCGUUACACUGAAUCCGGAGUCUUCCUGUUCGGAACCCUAAACCUCGGAACCAUUCCGACUCAUUCAUCGACCCGCCUCAGGACGCUAUUCUAUUCAAACGACAUCGUCCUGGUUAUCACCUCCAUACCAAGACUCAUUCUAUAUCAAACCACGUGUUUGCUUGCUUCGUCCAUAAUCCUCCAAAACUGUCCAAAAGCCAUCUCUCUUUUUCGCCGCUCCGUUUCUAAAAAAGAAAAAAAGGGUAAAGGAUAUCUCCCCAAAGCUCCAAGAUGGCACCCAAAACCCCAUCCUCCUCCCCAACCAUCUACUUCGGCUACGGCUCGAACCUCUGGCUACACCAGAUGUCCAUCCGCUGCCCAGCCUCGACCUACCUCGGCGUCGCCCGCCUGCCCGCCUACCGCUGGAUAAUCAACGACCGGGGCUAUGCCAACGUCGUCGCCGUCUCAUCCUCAUCCCCAUCCAGUUCUGCCCCUUCCCCUCCCCCUUCCAGCACAAACACCAACAAGUCCCCGUACUCAUCCCUCGUCUUCGGCCUCGUCUACCGCCUCUCCCCCUCCGACGAGGCAGCGCUCGACCGCAACGAAGGCGUGCCCAUCGCCUACAACAAGGAGACCCUGGAGUGCGAUUUCUGGGCGAAGCCGCCAGAGAGCAGCGGCGAGGGGGAGAAAGUCGAUGUCGCGAAACCACCAACCGAGACGAAGGAAAUGCUGGUGUAUAUCGACCGCCAGCGCACCGCGGAGGACAAGCCGAAGAAAGAGUACAUUUACCGGAUGAACAGGGGCAUUGAAGACGCGGUCAGGAUGGGCGUACCGGAGGGGUAUGUGGAGGAUGUGAUGCGCAAGUUCAUCCCAGAGGAGGGGAAGGCGGAGAAGAGGAAGAGUAUGGAGGAAUUUGCGCAUAGGCAGGCGAUGGAGUUUAGCGAUGAGAGCGGAGUGUGGACGGAGGAGAGGCGGUAGGGAAUUUGGGAGUAUGAGGUACCUACUUGUGUACUCCAUUAUAGCAAGAGGGUAGAUGCGAGGCGCGAACGCUCGAAGAUCGGAUAGGUCUUCAGCAUUAUGACAUACUGUUGUGUCAAUGGAGAAGGAAACUCGAUUCUGAGCCUUAGACUAGAGAUGGUGGAAAAGGAACACCUAUCCAUAAGACACCUAGAAAAGCCUCCGCUUCUAGAGCGUAGGAAGAUCGCCUCUCAGGGCGACCAAGAAAGCCAUAGUUCCCCU